AUGAAUUACGACGAGGAAUUGAGUGCUCCUGUUUGGGACGAUUUGAACGAGCCUUCAAAUGUCGAAAACGGAGCAGAAUUGGCCCAGACCUUUUCCAAUUUGAACAACACCUCCACUCAUCAAUCCGAUGAACAGGACCAUUUAGAGGAAGAAAGUAUACAAAACAGGCUUUGGGACCAAGACGCAGGCGACAAACAUGACAAGGAAGACUUACUGGCAUCUUUGGCUCCCCAAGAAGAUCCACUGGCUGAAAUAGCUGCUCCAACGCCUGCAUUAUUGGACGGGACAGGUGAAACGUUAUUUGGAAGUGUCCACGCAUCACCAUUGGAGAUCAGCGAGCAGGACUCCGAAAUUGGUUCAGGACGAGACGAAAACAAGGACACGUCUUCUCCGGUGCGCAAAUCCCAUGCGAAGCCACAGAAAUUGUUUUCUUCGGCUCGUUUGCGCCGUCAUCCCCUAACAGAAGCUCAGAAAGCCGAUCUCUUCGAAGAUCCAUUGGCAUCGAACUCUAAUGGUACCAAGGCCGAAGACGCCUUUGUGGAAGAACCCUUGGAUGACGACGAUAUGGAACCUAAUCGUCCAAAAAGUGAUAUUCUUCAACAAGUGGACGCUCCAUUAUUUAGGAUCUCUCCACGCAAAACUUUGAGCGCAACUCCUGUGGUAAAAAAAAUUGACAGUGCCAAGAAGACUGACGCGGAUGCAAAAUCUCAAACGGAUCACUCCACCGCAGAUCUAGAACAGUUCGAACCAGCGGAGUCAGAUCUCAAGAUUGAAGUUGUCGAUCCACUCAAAGUCGGUGACUUGACUUUUGCACACGUAGAAUACACUAUUUGGACUCGAAGUCCUAAAUUAGAGCACCAAGAGGUGCGAGUUCAAAGACGCUACCGGGACUUCAGAUGGCUUUACAGACAGCUCCAAAGUAACCACUGGGGUAAAAUUAUACCUCCACCACCGGAAAAGCAAGCGGUAGGAAGAUUCAAGGAUGGUUUUAUUGAGAGUAGAAGGUUUCAAAUGGAGCGGAUGCUGACAAAAAUAGCUCAAGACAAGACCUUACAUGACGAUAUCGACUUUUUGAUGUUCUUGCGAAGCCAAAACUUCUCCCAGGCUUCGAAACUUCGCGAGCACAUCACAGGCUCCAAUGCUUCAAGCGAUAGUAACGAUAUUUCAGAAAUCCACAUCAGCCCCAUAGUUCUUCUUGGCCAUGACGAUGCUGUGAAUGUGAUGAAAAAUGGUGGGCUCGACGAAACGCAAAGAAGCUUCAUGAAUCUAUCAUUCGGUGCACCUUUGAAGUACACGGAACCCGAUAAAUUUUUUGUCGAGCAGAAACAAGGUUUAGAUGUUCUCGAGGAGCAGCUGAGGCAGCUAUCAAAAUCGCUUGAGAUUGUUGAUACGCAAAGAAAUGACCUUGCCGCUGUCACCGAGGAAUUUGCUGCUACAGUCAAAUCUCUGGAAGAACUUGAGGUUUCUAGAAAAGCGUCUGAUACACUAGCGAAUUUUGCCGAAGUGCAUAUGCGGAUUAAGGACUCACUACAAAGAAGUGCCAUGCAGGAAACUCUUACUCUAGGUGUUACUAUUGACGAGUAUACGCGCGCGCUGGCCAGCGUAAAAGGUGUUUUCAACCAGAGGUCCAAAUUGGGAUACUACCUAGUUAUUGUGGAGCAUGAUUUGUACAAGAAGAAAGCUCAGCUCGAAAGAAAUACGCAGAAGGGCCCUUCCGAUAAAGUCAACAUCUUGGUGAAUGAACUACAAACGCUUCAAGAAAGACAAAAGAAGAUUGAGACAAAAUGGCAAGCUGUAGGUGAGAAGAUAAGGAGUGAAUUGCGCAAGCACGAUCACGACAAAAUGAUCGAUUUCAGAAACAACAUGGAAAUUUUCCUUGAAUCGAGCAUAGAAACUCAAAAGGAAUGCAUAGAGCUAUGGGAGACGUUCUAUCAAAAUAAUCUAUAG
Molecule: messenger RNA, 1947 nt
Organism: Lachancea lanzarotensis
Lineage: Eukaryota; Fungi; Ascomycota; Saccharomycetes; Saccharomycetales; Saccharomycetaceae
Gene: VPS5
Product: LALA0S01e17656g1_1
Exons: 1
Coding region: 1-1947 (648 amino acids)
Biological process (GO): retrograde transport, endosome to Golgi; protein retention in Golgi apparatus
Cellular component (GO): endosome
Molecular function (GO): phosphatidylinositol binding
Source: RefSeq, a predicted model, not a curated record